AUGAAUGAAAUGGGUUUCGAAUUCGUUGAUAAUCGAUGUUUGCGACAAAUUUGCCAAAAUACCUUCAAUAAAAACAAUUUAUUCUGUGAAGCAGAUGUAAUAUAUAGGAAGAAUUCAUGGUGGAAAUAUAUAUUGCCAGUAAGUGAAGCAAAAUGUGAUUCCGCUGGCAGAAUGUUCAUUUCCCACGCAAAUCGCGAUUCGCUGGAGAAGAUUUUUUACAAAUAUGCUAGUAAGGAAAAAGAAGGGACUACUUAUCUCGGUUUAUAUCCUGAAGAAAAUUACAAUCGAGAAACAGUUGAACUUCUUGCAAAAGCAGCUGACACAAGUAAAGAUGGUCUUAUAUCGUUUGAUGAAUUUCUCGAAUUUGAAUCCAUUCUUAGCAGUUUUUCGAUGUUAUUCUCAGAUCCAUAUCAUUUCAUAUCAUUUUUUGAAACUAUAGGUCUUCAUAGACUUGAGAAUUUUGGUUCAAUUCAAUUUCGAAUCAAAGAAUUUUUACCGUAUUAUUCCAGUCCUGACGCACUCUACCGGACGGCUUUUGAAAUCUUCAACCAGGAUGCGUCAAAAGCCGUUAGCUGUGAUGAAUUUGAACGAGUUAUUCGACAUACAAGACCGGAAACAAAAAUGGAUUUUGAUUUCAAUUCCCCUUUUAUGAAACGAUAUUUCGGACCGCAACGAAAACGAUUGAUUAAUUAUCGGGAUUUUUGUCAACUGCUUGAUGAUUUCUAUGAUGAACAAGCUUUGCAAGCAUUUAAAAAAUAUGAUGAGAAAGAAGCGGGUUCGAUAUCAUUGUCUGACUUCCAAGGAAUUAUGAAAUCGGUUAAACGACAUUUACUUACUUCUUUCGUUGAACAACAUUUAAUGCAUGUGUCCCGGAAUCUUUUGCAAAAUGAUUGGGUAUCUUUUGCACAUUAUAAAGCCUUCAAUGGUUUGUUAUCGAAGAUGGACUUGAUUAAACAUGUUUAUUUAAGUAUCGCUCGCGGUAAUUUGCAAAUGGAAGUAUCAAGGGAAGAUUUCCUUAGUAUGGCUCAGAGUUAUACCCACGUCACGCCUUAUGAAGUAGAAAUUUUAUUUAAUUUUGCUGAAGCUGCGCAUCCUGGAAAUGGAAAUUUAUCACUGGCAGAUAUAGAAAAAAUUGAUCCGAAACGUGUUAAGCGAGUCUCAUAUAUUACUAGAUUAGCAAAUUUAAAAGCAGUCGAUAAGAAAGAAGAUCGAGGCGUUGGAACCGCGGUUAGAUUUUUUUUUGGUAUUGCAAUUUUACAAUAG
Molecule: messenger RNA, 1263 nt
Organism: Dracunculus medinensis (Guinea worm)
Lineage: Eukaryota; Metazoa; Nematoda; Chromadorea; Rhabditida; Dracunculidae
Source: the annotation of a GenBank genome assembly